ACAACGUGUUGAUUUUUUUUUCAUUCUCAUUUUGCGCUGAUAAAUUCAACGGAAAGAAAUCUUGACAGUUGAGAAUUUACUUUCAUGUGUCGGUCACCUAUUGACUUUACUUGUAAAUAUUUACGUCGAAUGUUUUUUUUCCCUGUGAUUUCAGUAUUGAACCAUCCGAAAGGCCAAAUUGAUAGAAUCGAAAAUUUUGUCUAGGCGCACUAAAUACUCUCCCACUAUAACGCUACAUAGUUUAAAUAGUUUGAGUGAUAAGUUUUUUGUUUCGCACUUUUGAAUCAUAUUGUUACGUUUGUUAUACACAGCAUUGAUUUAUUGCUGUAUGUUUGGCUUUUGCGAAUUGCGUCUCUUGAAUUACAUCCUUUCCCUAAUAAUAAUAUACUUCUUUUCAUACAAUUCGUAAGGGAGCUUAUCAGGUAGAACACAAUGGUGGCCCUAGCUAGAGACGAGAUAUUGUUGUUGUUCGAUGUGGAUGGAACUCUGACGCAACCACGAUCCAAUGUCGAUCCAGAAUUUGAAAAUUUUAUGUACGAACAAAUUAAACCGCGAGCAACGAUUGGCAUUGUCGGUGGUUCGGAUUUGGAGAAAAUGUUUGAGCAAUUGAAUGGACGUGGCAUUUUGAAGCAAUUCGACUAUGUGUUCCCAGAAAAUGGCCUGGUUCAAAUUGAGAAUGGUGUCGAAGUUGGCAAAGAAUCAUUGCAACAACACUUGGGCGAAGAGACUUUGCAACGUUUUAUCAACUUUGUGUUGCGAUAUCUGUCCGAGUUGAAGUUGCCAUUAAAACGUGGAACAUUUUUGGAGUUUCGUAAUGGGAUGAUGAACGUGUGCCCGAUUGGUCGCCAGUGCACCAAAGAAGAACGACUUGCCUUCAAUCAAUACGACAACGAGCAUCAUGUUCGUGAACAGAUGAUUGAAGUAUUGCACAAAGAAUUUGCCGAUGUCGAUUUAACGUACAGCAUUGGUGGCCAAAUCAGUUUCGAUGUGUUCCCGCGCGGAUGGGACAAAACAUUUGCGUUGCGUCACGUAACAAAACCCGGAAAGAACUACAAAGAAAUUCACUUUUUCGGUGAUAAAACGGAAAAAGGUGGCAAUGACCAUGAAAUUUUCAUUGAUCCACGUACCAUUGGUCACAAGGUUGCAUCACCCGAUGAUACCAGACGCAUUUUAUCCGAAAUUUUUCAUCUUUAGUUAUCGAAAUUUCAUUGUGAUUCAUUGAAUUCAAUCGAAAGAAUAUUCAAUUUUCUUUUUUCCCCACUAUUUUUCAAUUGUAAAUAUCAAAAUUGUAGGUACAUUUCUUUGUUAAAUUCCAACGUACAUUCCAUAAGGAACGCCUGCUUAUUUAUUAGAA
This is a messenger RNA of Sitodiplosis mosellana (orange wheat blossom midge), 1354 nucleotides long. RefSeq names its product phosphomannomutase-like. Gene Ontology annotation, cellular component: cytosol. Gene Ontology annotation, molecular function: phosphomannomutase activity. The transcript has 3 exons. The record is from RefSeq and is a predicted model, not a curated record. Lineage: Eukaryota; Metazoa; Arthropoda; Insecta; Diptera; Cecidomyiidae. The coding region runs from base 433 to 1194 and encodes 253 amino acids. Gene Ontology annotation, biological process: mannose metabolic process; GDP-mannose biosynthetic process; protein N-linked glycosylation.